CACAAGAUCAUAAGCAAGUAACAAUCAUGGGUUCCGAAACUACCCCUGAGCUUCUAAUAUUAGACUUUAACAACCCAGGAAUGAAGCCAGGCUCAAAUUGUUGGACAUCUGCCUCCAAAAACAUAAGAGAAGCCUUUGAAAACCAUGGUUUUUUUGUAGCAUUAUAUGACAAGAUCUCACCCCAACUCCACAAAUCCAUCUUCAAAGCAACUCAAGACCUUCUUGAUCUUCCCCUUCAAACCAAAAUCCAAAACAUCAAUGAAAAACCCUACCAUGGAUACAUGGGUCAAAUCCCCAUCGCGCCUCUCCAUGAAGCCUUAGGAAUUGACUACGCUGACACUCUUGAAGGAGCUCAGAGCUUCACCACCCUCAUGUGGCCUCAGGGCAACCAAUCUUUCUGUGAGACCACGAUGAGCUUUGCGAAGACGGUCGCAGAGCUAGAGAAGAAGGUGACGACGAUGCUGUUUGAGAGCUACGGCUUGGAGAAGCAUGCAGAUCCACAUCGUGAUGCGACCACUUAUCUUCUCCGGUUGAUGAAGUAUGGGGUCCCAAACGAGGGACAAACAACGUUGGGUCUUCCGCCACACACUGACAAGAGCUUCAUAAGCAUACUCUAUCAAAAUCACAUCUCCGGCCUCCAAACUAUGGCAAGAGACGGGAAGUGGAUUAAUGUCCAGUUCCCACCCACCUCUUUCGUUGUCAUGGCCGGAGAUGCUUGCAAGGCAUGGAGUAAUGAUCGGGUGCUUUCUGCGAUCCACAAAGUUACCAUGGACAGCAAGGGAAAGGAAACAAGAUACACAGCUGGGCUGUUUUCUUUCCUUACCAAGACUGUGGAAGUUCCUAAGGAGUUGGUUGAUGAUGAACAUCCCUUGAAAUUCAAACCCUUUGCUCACGUCGAUUGGCUUAAGUUUUACGAAACAGAUCAGGGCCUACGAUCCCAGAAUUUACUCCAAGAUUUCUGUGGUGUUUGACUGAAUCAUAUAUUCCAGUGUGCAAGUCAAAUAUUAUGUGUUUGAUUAAAUAAUUGUUUACUAAAUAAGUACAGUGUACUAAAAUAAAAACAUGGGGCAAAAGAGUUCAAAAAUGUAAAAUUCUAGUAGUACCUAUUACCAUCGACAAA
Molecule: messenger RNA, 1120 nt
Organism: Salvia splendens (bonfire salvia)
Lineage: Eukaryota; Viridiplantae; Streptophyta; Magnoliopsida; Lamiales; Lamiaceae
Product: probable 2-oxoglutarate-dependent dioxygenase AOP1
Exons: 3
Coding region: 27-971 (314 amino acids)
Source: RefSeq, a predicted model, not a curated record